GGACAUACGAAAGGUGACCAGCGACUGGACACGCAGCUGCAAGGAGCUGGAGCAGUGGGAGGCAGCCUGGAGGUGCGAGGAGGAGGGACCUGCAGCAGCUGGGAGGGGAGCUGUCCAGGAGGUCGGCCUGGGACUGAGCAUGGGCCUGCGGCUGGCAGAGAGCAGGGUCCAGGCAGCCCUGGAGAAGCAAGCCCUGCUGCAGGCCCAGCUGGAGGAGCAGCUGCAGGACAAGGUGCUCUGCGAGAAGGACCUGGCCCAGCAGCAGAUGCAGAGCAACCUGGACAAGCCUGACCUCAGUGCCAGGUGGUUACCUGGUGGAUGCCGCACGAGGCAGGCAUCCCUGCAGAAGGUAAAACUGGAGAAUUGGGGAGAAGGAAGCAUCUGUUCACUAGGAGCAGGGCCUUCCUCUGUGAGCUCAGCCAGUCUUCCCAGGCACCCCACUGAGGUUCCGAAGGCAUUUGCCCCGUGUAUAUCAUAAACAGUUUAGCCUCCAAUGACAGAACUUGUGGCCA
Messenger RNA from Pongo pygmaeus (Bornean orangutan), 512 nucleotides. Its product is annotated as rootletin. Bases 140 to 478 code for a protein of 112 amino acids. Lineage: Eukaryota; Metazoa; Chordata; Mammalia; Primates; Hominidae. The transcript has 2 exons. The record is from RefSeq and is a predicted model, not a curated record.